ACCACCUACCAAAUAAAAUUAGACCUAACUGGUGAGAAAAAUUAUCAAAAUUCAUAGAAAUGGCAAAUCCUAAGGUUUUCUUCGACAUGACGAUCGGCGGCCAACCGGCUGGGCGUAUUGUCAUGGAGCUCUACGCCGAUGUCGUCCCCAAGACUGCAGAGAACUUCCGUGCUCUUUGCACAGGCGAGAAAGGCUUUGGAAAAUCCGGCAAGCCUUUGCACUACAAAGGAUCAUCCUUCCACCGCGUGAUCCCUAAUUUCAUGUGCCAGGGCGGAGACUUCACAGCUGGGAACGGUACCGGUGGUGAAUCGAUCUAUGGAGCUAAAUUCGCUGAUGAGAACUUCGUGAAGAAGCACACUGGUCCUGGAAUCCUCUCCAUGGCAAAUGCUGGCCCUGGGACCAACGGAUCUCAGUUCUUCAUCUGCACCGCCAAGACCGAGUGGCUCGACGGCAAGCACGUGGUCUUCGGACAGGUUGUCGAGGGACUGGAUGUUGUCAAGGCCAUCGAGAAGGUUGGAUCUGGUUCUGGAAGGACCUCCAAGCCUGUAGCGGUCGCUGACUGUGGUCAACUCUCUUAGAUCUAUCUCGUGAAGAUCUCUUAUAUUAAAGAUCUGAUGAUUAUCUAUGAAUUAUCCUAAUUUCUCUUUUGUAUUUUCGCUUUUAUGACUUUAUGUUGAGGUUAUCGUUGGGUUGUGUUAAUUGAAGGUUGUUCGGCGUGACUCUGAAUUAUUCUGUUUAAUCUGAACUUCCUUCAUAAAUAAGAUUGGUGCAUCUUUUUAUGCUCGAUAAA
Molecule: messenger RNA, 790 nt
Organism: Olea europaea var. sylvestris
Lineage: Eukaryota; Viridiplantae; Streptophyta; Magnoliopsida; Lamiales; Oleaceae
Product: peptidyl-prolyl cis-trans isomerase 1
Exons: 1
Coding region: 60-578 (172 amino acids)
Biological process (GO): protein peptidyl-prolyl isomerization; protein folding
Molecular function (GO): peptidyl-prolyl cis-trans isomerase activity
Source: RefSeq, a predicted model, not a curated record